Acromyrmex echinatior (Panamanian leafcutter ant) is the source of this 614-nucleotide messenger RNA. Its product is annotated as tetratricopeptide repeat domain 30. NCBI's taxonomy places the organism in Eukaryota, Metazoa, Arthropoda, Insecta, Hymenoptera, Formicidae. The record is from RefSeq and is a predicted model, not a curated record. Gene Ontology annotation, cellular component: intraciliary transport particle B; axonemal microtubule. Gene Ontology annotation, biological process: intraciliary transport. Gene Ontology annotation, molecular function: intraciliary transport particle B binding; protein binding.
CAGAAAAUGUCCCUUUGAUGGCGGGACGAGUGUCAACACUGUCAACCGUAUUCUUCAAAUCAUCUCGACAGUUUUAACAGAGUUAACAGCGCUUGACGAUUUUAUUAAUUCCAAUGCUGUAAACGACCAAUCUGAUUCUCACAGUUAAUCUAACGUACUUCCAGAAAUUUUAUGCAUGAAGAUCUCAGGGAUGCGACAUUAGAUGUGAGGACCCAACUAUAUGUAGUAUAGAAAUGGAUGAUCUUGAGCAACAAUGCGAAGACGUGGUAUUUGAGUUGUGUGACGCUAGAGAGAGAUAUCCAUUACUGUGUGCAAAAGAGCUUGAGAAGCUCAUCAAGCUUACCAAUGAAAUACAUAUGAUGAAAGUUCUUGUAAAGCCAGCAAAAAUUCUGGAUGUUCCAUCUUUCACAAACGAGCACUCAGCAAUGCUUAAAAAGAAUUUGUUGGAGACCACUGAAUUAUUGAAGACGCAAGAACAUAAAUUGCAAGUGAUGAUAGAUAAAAUUAAUAACUUGACAGUAACUUUAGAUCAGAUUAAGAGAGACAAGUUGUCUGAUAUGAAUAAGUUAUUAUGGGAUUAGAUGUAUUUUUUCUCUCUCAAUGUAAUAUCUCUC